Molecule: messenger RNA, 756 nt
Organism: Pyrus x bretschneideri (Chinese white pear)
Lineage: Eukaryota; Viridiplantae; Streptophyta; Magnoliopsida; Rosales; Rosaceae
Product: brassinosteroid-responsive RING protein 1
Exons: 1
Coding region: 91-579 (162 amino acids)
Biological process (GO): protein ubiquitination
Molecular function (GO): ubiquitin protein ligase activity
Source: RefSeq, a predicted model, not a curated record
UUUCUCUCUCUGCUCAAGAGAAACACGACCUGGUUAGUGGUUGCUCUCUCUCUAGAAAACGUUCCCCUUCUCUCUCUCUAAAACGCUUCCAUGGGCUUCCCAGUGGGAUACACAGAGGUCUUCAUCUUGCCCAACCUCUUUCUCCACACUCUUUCUCUCCUCGGUUUCAUCCGAAACCUCAUUUUCGCGCUCUUCCACUUUCUGGGUCUCUCCGAAUUUCUCGAAACCGACGUUGUUUGGCCGGAGACCCGGUCCCACCUGCCGGAAAACCCAUCCGCGUCGGCCCUCCUGAUCCGGGAAUUUCUCCCCGUCGUCAAAUUCCGCGACGUAGCCGGAGACCCGCCUGAGAGCUGCGCCGUUUGUCUGUACGAGUUCGAGGUGGAGGACGAGAUCAGGUGCUUGACGAAUUGCAAGCACAUUUUUCACCGGGCGUGCUUGGACAGUUGGAUGGACCACGACCAGAAGACCUGUCCGCUUUGUAGGAUGGCCUUCGUGCCCGAUGAGAUGAGCGAGGAGUUUAAUCAACGGCUCUGGGCCGCCUCCGAGAUUCACCAAGAUUAUUACAGUGAGUACACAUGAAAAUUUCACCAUGUAAUGUAUAUACACAUGAAAAUUUGGUGCCAAAUAAAUAAAAUUUGAUGCCAAAUUUGAAGAAGAAAAAGAAAAACAGGGAAAGGAGAGAAAAUUUUGGAUAAUUUCUCUCUUUUGUGUUUGUAUAUUUUGAUAUUGGAAAUACAAAUGCUACAUGAUUCUCCA